GUUUACGGCCGUAUCGCGUAAUUUCAGCGAUACCCGGGUGUUCGAGAGGUGAGUGGGUAAGGCACCCGUGGUACCUGUACGUGGCUACGCAUAAUGUGCGUUUACGGUGAAUGAGUACUAAAGCAGUUCGCUAUAUAAUAUACAGUGCCCGUCGAAACCUUUUUAACGGGCAUUUCAACCAUUUAAAGAUGUUUGUUCGGCGAGCUGUUUUGUAUUAGCAAAAGAUUUAAUCGUGUGCGAUACAGGCGAGCACCGAGUACCCGGCCGAUCGGCGAUAAAUAAAAAUAUACAAAUUUUCAAGUAUCUGACUACACCUACCGAGCCUGUAAAUAUUGUGCAAUAAUAACGCGAGGCGGCUUUCUCUACAGGAGCGAGUGUUUAAUUAACGCGAUCCUUAAUCGGCGGAAAUUGUCCGAUCCAGCUUGACCGGAAUACGUCGGAAUCGCAAUAAUUGUAUUUCCUUCCGGUUUUUAUGCAAAGUAAGUACCUAUUUCAAAUCAUUUUAGGGCCCGAGCGGAACGAGAAAUGUAUUGGUUUUACAAUUAUGUUUAAUAUUUUUAUUAUUAUUAUUUUUUUUUUUUUUUAUGUAAACACUUUUUCUACCAGAAAUCCUAAUCUGAUUAUCAAGUGUAGCGUAUUUUCUGAAAGGAAAUCUCACUGGUGUGGGAUACUGUAAGAGGUUAUUUUUUGAUUUUCCCACGGGUUUCCAUAAUAAUUUUGGAAAAACCCCCAAAAAAAUGUGGAAAAAACGGGAAAAUUCAUAAAAUGUAUUAUUUUCAAAUCGUAUAUACUCGUAUUACGGCUUUUUAAAACCGUUUGAAUUGUUGGAAUAUUUUUUUAUUAUUUUUUUUUUAUUUUUGUGAACUUUGUGGUGUCAUCUUCGUGUAACUACUCUAUAGAGAGGUCAUUUUUUUAAAUUCUCAUUAAUAUUCGAGAUAAUGAGGAAAACCUGGUUCUUUAGGUUAAAAAAGGUUGAAAGAUUUAAAAUAAGGUUUUCAUUCGCAACCGUUUUUAUUUAUUUUUUUUGUUAUUAUUAAAUUUUUAUUAUUUUAAUUUUUUUUUAAACAAUCAUUGUUAUGAUGGAAACGCGCAUUGUUGUAAUAAUUUCAUCAUAAUAUGACAUUACAUAUAUAUAUAUUGUUGACAAAGCAACACUAUCAACUGAACUCCACUCAGAAUCGGUUUUUUGUUAGCAAUGGUUUAUCGUUUCUUACAGAUAUACAUUAAAUUCCCGUCUGUAUCCUAUCUUCCCAACUUCCCACCAACAACAGUGGCUGUACUCGCGUUUACUCAUAAAUUCAACAUGUGUAAGUGAAUGUUUGUCAUCUACACUUGAAUAAUUUAAAUGCUUACAAAUGGUUGACAUUAAAAAUAAUAGGUAAUAAUUUAAAAAUUAAUUAAAUUAUGUAUAUUUUUGUCGUAGAAAUUAUUUUUUGUUCGUUCAAAAUUGUGUCGGAAUUAUAAUUAAAAAUGUACACGUUCUUUCAAAUUUUUCAUUUUUUGUUCAAGAUAUCGACGAUCAAAUUUCCAAGUAUCUAAUUCAACGUGUUCUGAUUAAAAACAACGAUAAGAAAUGUAGGUACAAGUUGAUAAUAGUAGUAAAGGUAAAGUUUCGGGCGAUUCGACCGAAAUACGUUUUCGGUUGAAAUAUUUUCGACUAAAAUACGGUUCGGCUGUUUUAUAGCCGACCCCUCGCCCGUGUUGAUUAUCAUUUAUCACCGCGUGCGAUUUGUGAUAACGCGAACGCUAUUUAAAAGAUAAGGAAAUUCGGUAAUUUAAGAAAAUUACAAUAUUUUAUCACUGCAGCGCGCUACGUAGUAGGUUACAUUGGACAUCGUUGUUUUCCGGACUUCGAACGGUGGUCGGCGGCUAUCCGCUGUUUUCCGCGUUAAAACGUUAUUAUUGCGGCGGAAUACGUUUUACGAGUUAAUCCAUCAUUUUACGGACCUAUUCCCGCCGCGUGUGCGUAACAUGUAGCCUUUGUUUUUAAAAAAUGUACCGUGGCCAUUGGUUGUGACGUCGCGAGGGUAACUUCUUGUUUUUCGAAUUCGUUGGAUAUCGUUUGUAUUUUUUUAUGUUUUAUGCACCGACCAAAAAGCGGAUCCCAAGUGUCCAAUCGUUGUCACCGUCAAUCUCCAUCAUCUGAAACACUCGAAUGUGUGUGAGAUGCCAUUCUACCGCGGCAUGUCCGGUGGACCGUCUGCAUAAAACUUUCUGACAAUCAUCUGGUCACGGUAAUAUUUGGACAACACUCGGGCAAAAAUCUGUGUUCAAUGUGCAUUACACGUUAAUUCUUAACUAAAUUUUCAGCUGAAGAAGAUGAACGUUACUGUCACCAACCUCACCAGUAACGUAGUGUCCACGGCUUUGGCACCGAUUAAAUCAUUAGGCAUUCCACAUCCUCCGGUUCCAGUCAACCCACUUACUGUAAUAGCAAUCGUUGUUGUUGUUUUUUUAAUGAUUUUUGGAGUAAGCUAACAAUAACAGUAAUACAACUAUUUUAAAUGAAUUUCAAAUAAAAAUGCCCAACUAUGCUUACAGUUAGUAAUAGCAAUACGGAGAAAGAGAAGACUGGACAGGCUACGGCAUUCGUUGAUACCGUUCUAUUCAUUUGAUGCUAACGAAGAGGAAGACUGGGAUUCAGAUCUGUUACAAAAUGAAGGGGGCACUCCAACAAUUCGAGUAAGAGAUUUUUGGCUUCUGUAUAUUAUAUGAAGUUUUUGUUUGUACCAAAUAAAUAUAACAUAUCUUACAAGAUGUGAUAUGAUAAACUAAAAAUAUUAUUUCAAACAUUUAGGCAAACUUUAUAUAGGUAGUCUUAGGUAGGUAUAUAAACAACAACAAAUUGACAUUUGCAUUUUUUUUGUAAAUUAUUUGUCAAUAAUAUAGUUGUCACCAAUGUUCCCCUGGAGUUUAACGCCUCAAAUUAUUUAUAAACUUUUUAAAUUAACACAUCUCUUUACUGUGUUAAAAUUUGUAUGUAUAGAAUUUUAACUCCUUAUUAGUUGCUGCUAUUAAUAAUUAGAAAUGCUAACUUAUACAAAUAAUACUGGUUACCUAUUUACUAUUGAUUUCAACCCGUAGCAAUUUAGAUUUAGGUACAUUUUCAAUCAUCUUUAUUGUAGAGAAAUUAUAAUAUAUUAUUAUAUUAUAGUCCUUUACUUCUUUCGAUUUUGUUUUUCAACAACGCAACUUUGUUAUUCAAUUACUUUUGUAUUUUGGUUUAAAAAUAAGUGUUCAGAAAUGUCUAGAUAACAUAACAUACUAAUAUUAUAUACUUUAUUUUUCUGGAAAUUUAAUUGUUAUACUAUUGUGUAUAAUGCUUUAUUGGAUAUCUUUUAGCAGCAUGGUCAGACAUUUAGACACGAGGGCAGUUUCCACAGCUGGCAUGAGAGAUUUAGUCCAAUUCAAAGGUUACCUUUAUCCAAAAAAAUACAAUAAUGAUUGCUUGAUAUUGUACUAUGUUGAAUAACAUAAAAUAAUUUAUUUUGAUUUUGCGUGAUUGCAUUGAUAAGAUCUGUUCUAUGUGUAGAUAAUAAUAUAGUAAACUUUCUUAUUUCCAAAUUAGAAACCACUGCCAUAGUACUUAUUGAUAACCUGUCUAGUUUUAGUCAGUUAGCAUCAAUGUUUUGAUCAUUAUCCGAUGUUUGUUUUUUAUCAAACAGAAAUUGCUUGACUGUAUGAGUUUAAAUUAUUAUUUUAUUUUUACUAAUUAGCAAUAAAAAAAAUGAAUACCUGUUAUUUAAAAAUAAAAUAAUAAUUUUUCAACCAUAAAUUACCUACUGAAUAAUGUAUUGUUCAUACAUUAUGAAACUGUCUAAUAUAGUACACUGUCCAUAUCUGUUUUGCAAGAAUUUUUCAUAUGUAGUUAAAAAGUUAGUGUUGUUAAUUUAACCUAGGAAAAUUAUUGUUUGCUUGUAGUUUUGACAGUUUUCAUUUUUUAGUUUGGCAAUUAUAUUUAUAGUGACAUAUUUAAUUUGAUAUUUAUGCAAAAAUAUUGUCACAUCCGUGCAAUUUAUUUAUUUUGUUCUUAUAUUGGUGUUGUAAACAUUUUCAGAGCUAUGGAUCAGUCGAACUGAACAUUAUGGCUUUGGACUCCGAAAACAAAAAAAGAUCAUACCUAUUCUAAGAGUAUUUUUGUAACUGUUGCCAUAUGUGUUAUAUUCUAUAUUAGUAUCGUAAAUUGCAUAUUGCCUGGUCACAUUGUGUAGAAAGAAAAUGCCUGCGAUUGCACUUUCUAUCUAUCACUAGAAGUUUGUUUUUACUAAUUACUGACAAUCACCAUGGUGUCACUUUAAAUACUGUCCAUUGUCACCAAAAAGAAAGUGAUUUGUCUUGUCUUACUGUUAUUGGGCAAUAUUUAUACAAGAUUAUUGUGUUUAUAAAAGUGUAUUUUUAAAGAUGGUAUUGUUGUUGUUAUUAGCUAUUUUAUAAAUCUACUUAAUUGUAUAUAAGUGUACACACACACACACAUUCAUUCACUAACCUCAAGCUUGAUGCUCAAUUUUAAUUUUAUUUAUGUGACUUAUUUUAAAGCUUUCAGCAGCUUCACUUUAUAAUUUUUUUUUUUUUAUAUAUAAUUUGUAUUACAAUGAACUUGUAUAAUUUGAACAAAGUACUUAACUUAACUGUUAUAUACACGUAUUGUAUACUUGUAUUGUUGAAUCAUUAAAAAUUGGUUAUGGAUUAAAAGUGACCAUUAAAAAUUUGUUCCUAAUGUUAGCGGUGUUUAUUAAUGAGUCAAUAGCUAUAAAAUUAUUUAACCAUUUUGUUUAUAUAUACACUUAAAUUUUAAGUUAAAGAUAUGAAAAUUUUGAAUUUACACGAUUUAUGAUUUCCAAUUUAAAAAUUGUACUGUUCAUUAAAUUAAAAACCGACUGAAUUAGUUUACUAGUCACUUAUUAUAGGGAAUAUUGAAUCUGCUAAAUGUUUAUGUUGAUUAAAAGUUAUUAUUGCUUAAA
Cinara cedri is the source of this 4961-nucleotide messenger RNA. Lineage: Eukaryota; Metazoa; Arthropoda; Insecta; Hemiptera; Aphididae. The record is from the annotation of a GenBank genome assembly.